AUGCCCUGGGCUCAGACUCAGACUCCGGAGGGACCUCCGCAUCCGCCAUGGUUGGUUCUGAUACGGCAACUCGAGCGAAAUUUCAUGGGCAACUUUGGCAUCCAAUGGGUACCGUACCUUGAAGCAGGGACGGUGGCGUUUGGAUUCUCCUACUCCCGGAAAAUGAAUGCUGCCACCUCCCAAGACGAGGACGAGGCUUGGCCAUGUCCCAAUAGCCUUGACCUCGUCAGAGCAGAGAGCCACGCUGAUGUGCGCCUUCUGGGGCUUGACAACCCGCCGAGAAUGUCUCAGAGAAAACGUUCAAACCCGGCCCUCAACGUGGCAACAUUUCUGGUUGCAGCCGGUGUGGCACAGACAAAUUGGACAGGGCACGGCACCAAGGCACAUCAACUUGAGGUUAACGCCCGUUCGCAUGGUUUUAAACACGUCGAGAGGUGUGGCCCAAAUACGUGCUACGUGCAUGGAUUGGCCUGGGCCCUGGAGACGGCAAUGACGAGAGGGAAGUUCCUCAGCAAUCGAUGGGACCGUCUAUCUCAUCGGCAGAGCUCCAGCAUGAUGUCACGGACCGGAUGCUCAGCCAGCCGCGCGCUGUACCAUCGCAGCUCAACCCAGCACAAAAGCAAGUGCCCCCAGGCUCAACCGCGGCGUAUCUCCGCCGUCCAAUACGGCAAGGCCACCCCCAGCCAGUGGCUUUUGGGUCACAUCUUGAGGCUCCUGGAUGAUCGCCGAUGGCUUUUGGCGCAUUCUGGUCUCGACCUUGUCCCUCCGAGUUCAAGGUUUGCCGAGUCCCUGGCACCGGGCGGCCGUUUUGCCUCCACUGCCUACUUUGUUGCCUCCAAAACUCAAGCACCAAACCCUCCGGAGCUUGAGUCCGAAUACCCACAAGGGCGUCACAGGGCUUUCCCAUUCCCAGUCCAAGAGGCAGAUGCAAGCCUGGCAGAUAACGUGCUGUUUGUGCGGGCUAGGUCUCGGACUCUGGGUACCUGGGCGGCGCACCUUCGGGAGAUGGACGCAAUUAACUUGGACCCAAGCCUAAGCAGCUUCAGGUCGUCAGCUCGCAUGACCCCGCUUCACAAUGCAACGUCGAACCAGGAUAAGUUUGACGGGGAAAUGAUCCGCGAUGCAUCGGAAAACAAGAGUCAACGGUCUCAAGCGCAAACCUUGAAGAUUCUGAUCUGGGGUGUCGACAAUUGA
Messenger RNA from Fusarium vanettenii 77-13-4, 1194 nucleotides. RefSeq lists its product as uncharacterized. The coding region runs from base 1 to 1194 and encodes 397 amino acids. NCBI's taxonomy places the organism in Eukaryota, Fungi, Ascomycota, Sordariomycetes, Hypocreales, Nectriaceae. The transcript is spliced from 6 exons. The record is from RefSeq and is a predicted model, not a curated record.